Messenger RNA from Emiliania huxleyi CCMP1516, 261 nucleotides. RefSeq lists its product as hypothetical. Lineage: Eukaryota; Haptophyta; Isochrysidales; Noelaerhabdaceae. The record is from RefSeq and is a predicted model, not a curated record. Gene Ontology annotation, biological process: D-glucuronate catabolic process. Gene Ontology annotation, molecular function: mannonate dehydratase activity; manganese ion binding; ferrous iron binding. The transcript has 3 exons. The coding region runs from base 1 to 261 and encodes 86 amino acids.
AUGGCCAUCCACCCGGACGACCCUCCCAUGCCGCUGCUCGGGUUGCCGCGCGUUGUGUCCUGCGAGAGCGACGUGCAGCAUCUUCUGGCCGCCGUCGACUCGCCGCACAACGGGCUGACCUUCUGCGGCGGCUCCUUCGUCGAGAGCGACCACCUCGAUGGCGAUGUCGACAUGUUUCGCAUCGUGCGCACGUUUGCACGCGAGGCCGCCCGGCGGCAGCGCGACGGCGACGCGGCCGCCCUUGCCGUUAAGAGCCCUUAG